Messenger RNA from Trypanosoma theileri, 723 nucleotides. RefSeq lists its product as uncharacterized. The transcript has a single exon. The coding region runs from base 1 to 723 and encodes 240 amino acids. The record is from RefSeq and is a predicted model, not a curated record. Lineage: Eukaryota; Euglenozoa; Kinetoplastea; Trypanosomatida; Trypanosomatidae.
AUGUCCAUUUCUAUCGCGCGAGCCGCAAAGAGGGUCACGAAGUACCUAUCUGACCAGAGUGAUGAGAGCAAAGAUGUACUGCGUGUGAGCUCGGCACGUUUACCACCUGCAUACCGUGAAGAAUAUGUAUAUGAAGAUCCACAGAAGCGGAUACUUCCUGCUUUCAGAGAGACUUGGAGGGGUGGGGCCAAUAUUAUUGCACCAAAUCAGGGAUCAUGCUUCGUCGCAGUGGACUGCAUAUGGCAUGAUCGUAACCGAAUUUCUAAAGAAGAAAUUGAUAAAAUGAAUGAUUCGGGUAACAUCACGAAAGAGAAAAUGCCACCUUCAGAAGAGGUACCAGUAUGUCCACGUUGUAAAGAAGACUCGUUGCCUGUCAUUUGUUCUAUUUUACCAAAGGAAAGAGAUAUUGCUGGUUUAUUAAAACGAUCCCGUAGGGACAAGGCAAAGUUGUACCGUAGCUGCAGAAAUCAUUACGUUCAUGGAGCUUUGGGAUUGCAAGAGAGUCCAUAUGGUCACUGUGGUGAAGUAUAUCAGGACAUUCAACAACGAUUAAAUACCGCAUAUAUACAUUCUCGUUAUCCUUUGAAACGUCAAGUGCAAUACCAAGAUGAUAGUCUUUUUGGUACCUAUCCACUGCGUGAGUCGUCUCCAAUUCGUCGCAAAGGAGGAUAUCCUCCACGUGAUCAUCUAUUUGGUCCAUUACACAUAAAAGACCUGAUGUAG